Molecule: messenger RNA, 2174 nt
Organism: Mastomys coucha (southern multimammate mouse)
Lineage: Eukaryota; Metazoa; Chordata; Mammalia; Rodentia; Muridae
Gene: Lrriq4
Product: leucine rich repeats and IQ motif containing 4
Exons: 6
Coding region: 353-2056 (567 amino acids)
Molecular function (GO): protein binding
Source: RefSeq, a predicted model, not a curated record
GGAGGAAGGGGGAAGAGGCGGGGCCACCGUGAAGAGGGCGGGGUACUCUAGAACCUCGAGGCCUGCAGUGGGAAGCAGUGAUCAUCACUUUAAACCUAUUCUCACUAGGUUACCGAUUCUGAAGGAGGAGCUUCAAGGGCUUAGGAGCCUCGUCUGCUGGGCUAGGGACCAGGACGACAAACCCAGGUGACCCAGCCUGUCUCACCUUUUGCGAAGGGCUAAGCUCGGAAUCUAAUGGUAGAAACUCCAAGUGUAUAGUAGUUUAAAGGAUUUUUGUGAAGAAGUAGAGCCCUCUGGAAGGCGACUUCCGGGCUAAUCUGAGAUAGUCAAGCUGCAGAAGCACAGAUUUGGGAUGGCUGACACCUUUAAAUACCUGACCAGGAGAGUACUCAGACAAGAACAUUUUUCCAAGGUUCUUCAGAGAAGUAAUCCUCACCAGAUCAUUGAUAGAACAUUUUUCAUUGAUUGUUCCAACCAGAGGUUGAAGACCAUCCCGUCAGAGAUUUUGGCCUUAAAAGAAUUAGAAGAAGUGCAUCUGGAGAAUAACCAGAUUGAAGAAAUUCCCCAGGACAUUCAGUAUUUACAGAAUAUUAAGGUCCUCUAUCUGAACAACAACGACCUGCAAAAUCUGUGCCAGGAGCUGGGGGCACUGAGCAGCCUAGAGUCACUGGACCUGAGCGACAACCCGCUGGUCGGCUCCUCCCUGCAGGUCAUUAGCUGUCUCCGCACCCUUCGGGAACUGCGGCUCUACCGCACCGGCCUGACAGAGAUUCCCACCAGCAUCUGCAAAUCCCUGCAUCACCUGGAGCUGUUCGGUCUGUCAGAGAACUACCUGGAGUCGCUGCCCAAGGAAAUCGUGAACCAAACCAAGCUCAGGGAGAUCUACCUGAAGCAGAAUCACUUCGAGGUUUUCCCUUGCGACCUCUGUGUCCUCUGCAACCUGGAGGUGAUCGACCUGGACGACAACAAGCUGAAGAGCAUCCCGGAAGAUAUCGGGCGCCUGAAGAGGCUGCAGAAGUUCUACGUGGCGUCUAACAACCUGAUGGUUUUACCCGAGUCUCUGGGCCAGUGCAGCAAGCUGUCGGUGCUGGAUUUGACCCAGAACUCCAUCCACUCCCUGCCAUCCACCCUGGAGCGUCUCAAGGAGGUCACAGAGGUGGGGCUGAGCGGGAACCGUCUGGAGAAGGUGCCGCGCCUCCUCUGCGGCUGGCAAUCGCUGCAUCUGUUGUACCUGCGCAACACCAGCCUGCACGGGCUGCGGCGCUCUUUCAAGCACCUGGUCGACCUGCGCUUCCUGGACCUCAGCCAGAACCACAUAGAACACUUUCCCUUGCAGAUCUGCGCGCUCAAGAACCUGGAGAUCCUGGCGCUAGAUGAUAACAAAGUGAAGCAGUUACCACCGACCAUAGCCUUGCUUUCAAAACUGAAGAUACUCGGGCUCACAGGAAAUGACUUUUCAUGCUUCCCAGAGGAAAUCUUUUCCUUAGCAUCUCUGGAGAAACUAUAUAUCGGACAAGACCAGGGAUCCAAGCUUUCCUCUUUGCCAGAAAACAUCAAGAAAUUGACGAAUCUUAAGGAGCUAUACAUAGAGAACAACAAACUGGAGCAGCUGCCAGCAUCCUUGGGGUUAAUGCUAAAUCUGGAAGUUCUCGACUGUCGGCAUAAUCUUCUUAAGCAACUCCCAGAUGCCAUUUGCAGUACUCGAAAUUUGAGAGAGCUGCUGCUGGAAGACAACUUACUCUGCUGCCUCCCGGAGAACCUUGAUCACCUGGUGAAUCUUAAAGUCCUAACACUGAUGAACAACCCUAUGGUAGACCCUCCCAUGGAAGUGUGUAUCCAAGGCAACAAGGCCAUAUGGAAACACCUGAAGGAAAACAGGAUUAGGAAAAGGAUGGCUACCAAGAUUCAGGCAUGGUGGCGUGGAAUCAUGGUCCGGAAAGGAUAUGGAUCUUAUGAGGAGCUACUAAAAGCCCGAAAAAAAGGAAAAUCCCCUCCAAAAGAUAAGAAAGGGAAAAUGGCCGCAAAGGGGAAACCUGCAAAAGGGAAUAAAAAAUAAUUAUGUCAAUGAAUGAAUGAAAAUAAGGAUGGCUAACAGAGCAGGAAGGCAACAACAUGAAAAUUACCCAUGAAAUUAAGUCUGUUUAUAAUAAUAAAAGAGUCUUAUUUUACUGAAA